UUAGGGUAGCCUAGCAGGACAUCCCAUGUGAGUUACGGAAAUACAUUUUCUGUUUUGAAUAAUUCGAUUUUUCAGCAGUGGAUUGCACGUAAAAAAAACUUUAAAAAAACGCGAUUGCUUGCGCACUAGCUCCAUUGAAGGACGCUUCCAGAACCUUUUGACCGGCUGAAGUGUCACCUGUGCAUUUUAGUCUGCGUGUUGUGUUUCGCCCGAGAGAACAUGGAAAGGCAUGGCACGCGAGUACAACACAAGCGUGAGGGGAGUUUUGCCACCGACAUCAUCUAACAACAAAAAACUUCACUUCCCAGGCAAAGGAAAUAAGUAAACAACUCCAGUUACCAGCUAGAUCACGGAGCCACGGUUGCAAGCAGAACGAAUUCGGGGACGGUUACAGGCUUCAGUUGGAUUUUUUAAUUGCAUUGCUCGCUCCUUAGAUAGAAAGUCGCCUUUUCUAAUGGUUUCUCUCUGGAUUUGUGCUGCGUUCGUAUUAUUUCCUCGCCAGCAGAACACCUGGAAAAGAGCACCGUAGCCUAUAUGCUUACGAAGCACAUGGUUACAUGAUGGGAACCGCCAACAUUGGAAGCAUCUUAGCGGUUUGGAAACUACUUUUACUAACUUGAAUUUUCUGUGAUAGUUAUCAACGGUGACAAUCUACUGGCUUUUCAUCAUUACAAAAACAUUCCCAAUGAUGUCCUCCCAAGACAAUGCUUGUCGGAAGUUUCAAGCCAAUAUUUUCAACAAAAGUAAAUGUCAGAAUUGUUUUAAACCCAGAGAGUCUCAUUUCUUGAACGCCGAAGAUUUAAGCCAGGCAAAACCCAUAUAUGGAGGUUGGCUGCUUCUGGCUCCUGAAGGAACUAACUUUGACAAUCCUGGGUUCAGAUCUCGGAAGUGGCAGAGACGGUUCUUCAUCCUGUACGAGCAUGGAUUAUUGCACUAUGCGCUCGAUGAGAUGCCCUGCACCCUGCCCCAGGGCACCAUCGACAUGCGGCGCUGCUCUGCGGUGCUGGACGGGCAGCCCCACACGGGCCAGAGGCACUCGCUGGUCAUCCGCACGCCCGACCGCGACCACUUCAUCCGCGCCGAGGACAGGGAGACCAUCCACGGAUGGCAGGAGAGUCUGCUGGUGUUCCCCAGGGCCAACAAGCACAACCUGAAGAAGAAACGCAAGGUGGAGACCCCUGUUCCUCGGGAUGUCCUGCAGGAUCCAGGCCCAGCCAGGGAGAUGGUGAUCUGUAACGGUGGUCAGGGCGGCGGCGCCCCCUGCAGUCACAGGGGGGAAUGUGAGGAGCAGCGCAGCCCCACGGCCGUCCCCUGCAGCCACAGCGCCCCCUGUCUGCACCAGCUGGAGCACGGCCCCCUGCCCCAAAACUCCUCCUCUUCAGGAUCGCUCAGAGACCACCCUAAGCAGGGCUCCCUGAGUGGAGGCAGGAGUAAGCGUGUGGAGAGUGGGUACUUCUCCCUGGAGAAGAUCAAGCCGGACCCGCCCCCCAGGUACACCUCCCCCGACCCCGACCCCCUCACCUCCCCGCAGCUCCUGGGCUCCCUCUGCACCUCCCCCUCCUUCACCUCCCUAACCUCCCCGGACUCCGAGGUGGACGCGACCGUCCCCAGCCGUGAGGACGAGGUCGGGUUGGUCGGCGAGCCCACUGGGCAGGGCGGGGGAGGCCCCAUGUGCUACGCCUCGCUGGCCGACGUGCCCAAAGCCAAGCGGCUGAGCCACCGCCAGGCCUUCAGCGCUCACAGGAAGAGGCUGGAGCAGCGGGCCCGCAGCCCGGGGAGGGAGGAGGUCGCCCGGCUGUUCGGCCUGGAGCGCAGGAGGUCCCAGGUGAUCGAGAAGUUUGAGUCGCUGGAGGGGGACAACGUGGACAACGUGGAGACCAGCUCCUCCUCCUGCUCCAGAAUUACCACCCGCCAGGGCCGAAACGAGAGGCGCCACCUCGCCAAGAACCAGGAGGUGUCAUUAGACGCUGCUGAACGCUCCAUGCCUGAUGUCUCCUGGUCUUCUCUGUCCAGCAACCGGCGAACAAAAUCCCUCGACCGGAAGGCCCAGGAGUCCUCCAUCACGCCCGACUUGUUGAAUUUCAAGAAAGGAUGGAUGACUAAACUGCAGGAAGACGGAACUUGGAAGAAGCACUGGUUUGUUCUCACAGACCAGGGCCUGCGCUUCUUCAGGGACUCCAUUGCAGAGGAGGCUGGCGAAUUGGAUGGGGAGAUAGACCUGUCCACUUGCUAUGAUGUCAUUGAGUUCCCAGUGCAGAGGAAUUACGGGUUCCAAGUCCACACGAAAGAAGGCGCGUUUACCCUCUGCGCCAUGACCUCGGGGAUCCGCCGUAACUGGAUUCAGGCCAUCGCCAAGAACGUGCACGCCUCCAACGCCCCCGACGUCACCCGCACCCUCCCGGAGGAGAAGGCCAAAGUGCGCGCUGCGUUUGGACCGUGCCCCCAGCCCUCGCCGGAGAGCCCUGCGGAGGGGGUAAGCGCCCGGGCAGGGAGUGGCGGUGGCUCGGAGCAGCGGAAGAGGUUCCGGGACCGGCGGCGUGGCGGUGACCGGGCGGAACUCCACCUGGCACUGGCGCCGGAGAAUCGCACGGCUCCCCCUGCUGGACAGCCGCGGGACUGCACUGACUAUGGCAGGGAGGGGGGCGGGGGGUCGGGCGGGCCCUUGUCCGGCUCCGAGUCUCCGGGAAAGGGCCCAGACGUGCGGGUGGAGAUCGAGCAGCACUGGCUCCAGGUGGAAACCAUGCUCCUCCGGGAGGAAAAGGAGAUCCCCAUGGCCCCAGACCCGGGCCCCGAGACCCCCCCUCUUCAGCCAGCCCUAACAGGCAACCAGAUGCAGGAGGAGCGGUCCUGGCAGCAGGAGCAGAGCAGCCUCCUGCAGGAGGUGCAGUCUCAGGAGCAGAGCAGCCUCCCGCAGGAGGUGCAGUCGCAGGAGCAGAGCCCCAGGGAGGCCUGCGUGCUGCAGAGUGAAUUGCCUCCACGCCAGUGUUCUGUGGAGUGUGCGGACUCCUGCCGGCAGCUGUACCAGCUGACCCGGGACCAGCAGCUGCAGCUGGAGGGGCUGCGGCAGGAGCGCGGCUUCAGGGAGGCGGAGAUCCAGGCCCUGCGCGCCCAGCUGAGCCGCACGGCCGCCGAGCUCCUGGCUAGGGAGAGGGAGAUGACCCUGGAGCGCGAGCGAUCCCGGGACCUCAGGGAGGAGCAGGCGCACGGCGAGCGCACCCAUCAAGCCCAGAUUCGGGACAGCGAGGACCGGCUGAAGUGUGUGGAGACCAGCCUCCUGGAGAAGACCCAGGCCCUCCGGGACCUGGAGCGGCAGCAGGCACUGCAGCAGGGCCACGGGAAGGAGGUGCAGAAGCUCCAGGAGAGGCUGUCGGAGGUGACGGCUAGACUGAUCGCUGCUGAGGAGGCGCAGGGCCUGAAGGAGGAGAGGCUGGACCUCCCAGAUGAGAGUUGGGGCGAGGAGAGGCGGAGCCUGACGGAGCGGCUUGCGGAGGUUGAGGAGAGGAGACGCGGGCUGGAGGAGCAGCUGCGGACGGCGGAGCUGCAGGUGGAGGUGCUGCAGGGAGAGCGCUGCGAACUGCUGCAUCGUCUGGAGGGACGGCUCACCGCCGGGACGGAAACCGUGCAGGACCUGACGGAAAUGACCCAACAGCUGAAGAACGAGAAGGAUCAGCUCGCCUGCCACUGCCAGGAGCUUCUCAACCAGAUCACUGCAGCGGACAAUGAGGUGAGUAAACUUCAGUCCCGCCUCCAGGAGGAAAAGACGGACUACUACAGCCUCGACCAGUCUUACCAGAAGCUUUACGAGGAGUUCCAGAGGAUCAACGGGGUCCUCUGUGAGAAGGAAGAGCAGAUCCAGGGGGUCAAGGAGAUGUGUGAGAGGCAGGCAGAGAUGAAAGAGAAGGACCUCAGUGAGGCCCUGGUGAAAAUGGCGGCCUUGGAAAGCCGUCUGGAGACAGCGGAGCUCAAGCUGCAGGCGGAAGCGGUGCUCAUGUACGGGGUCGGGCAAGAGAACACAGAGCCGUGUGCUGCCGAGAGGGACCUCCAGAGUAAACUGACAGAUGCAGAGAGCCGCAUCGCUGGGCUGGAGCAGGAGCUCAGCAGCAUGCAUCAGGCUUACACUGCCCUUCAGAGGGACUACGGCACAGUACAGGGAGAACCUAACUUCCACGGGAGCUCAAGCAAACAGGACGACCACCUGCCGGUUGACGCAGCGCUGCAAUUUCUCUUGACUGAUUCCACCCACCCAGAAGGCUUCGGAAACGUCAGCGACCCCCCACUGAUAAACCACAACCAUUCAGAACAGAAUGGUUCCUCUGAGCCAUUGUUUGAGUCCGUUGCCUCUGCUGGUGGUGCCGUGGACACAGAGAAGUUCAUCAGCGUUAUCCACGCCCUGGAGACCAAACUAUACUCCACAGAGGAGAAACUGACUGCUAUCACUCACAAGCUGGAGGAGCAGGAGGGCCUCAAGUCAGAGGCCAUGAAGGAGCAGUGUGCCCAGUUGGCUGAGCUCGAGGAAGAGCUACGCUCGCAACUUGGCAAGAGCAUGUCCAGAGUGCGCUGCCUCUCCACCCAACUCCAGGACAAGUUGGACCAGAGGCACGCUUCCACCGAGGAAACCAGCUGCCAUGUUGGUCUAGAACAUGCUGCAUAUCCAAAGGCUUUAGCCUGCCUGGAGCUCAGUAGGGAGAAGGUCCAGGCCAUCUUGAGAGGUCAUCGGGAAUGUAGUGCCGAAAUGCAGUGUCACGUACUGACGGAGAUCGAGGCUGAGUUGUUCAACGCUGCUCUUUACAUCAGACAAGGAGGGGUCUGUCUGGAGGAAUGGAAGCUGGAUCACCAAGGAACUCAGAACCUGCAAAUUAAGGAAAACAAGGUUUCCGGACUGGACGGAAUAAAGCUGUCUGCCAAGAUGCUUGAAUUUGAGGCUCUUGUAUUAAAAAGGAUGGCUUAUUCAAUGCAGAACCCAAUUACAGACGUUUUGCAGGGCCUCAGGGAGAUUCAUCAAGAAGCAGAGAACUUAAAAACGGGUGAUGAGAGUUACAUGGCGAUCGUGUAUGCUGAUGUUCUGGUUCGGAAGCUGAUGCUGGAAUGUGAGUUUUGGGACGAGGUGGAGAAGCUAGAGGUCCAGAGUGGAGAGCCGGGUGACUUGAUCCGGAGUGCGAGAGACUCAAGCAGCACCUGCACCCAAUCCAACUCCAUACACAAUCUUCAGUCCUUUUAUGACAAGAAGUUCCAAAAGCUACGGAGUGAGUUGCUGGAAGCACGUGCCAACUUAGAAUGCAGGGAGGUCACACUGAAAGAGGUGAUCAGGGCCUCAAAAAAGGCAUGGCUGGGUCAGGGGCUCUCUGAGGGGCUUGCCUGCAGACAGGGAACGGCGCUGGCUGACAACAGUCCUCCGGAGCUCAACCCCUAUUUUGAGCAGAUCAAGGUGGAGGAGGCUCGUGACUUAGCAGAGGAGAUCAUCAGUAAGCAUCUUCAGAUAGACGUGCUCACCUGCAGCAUCGAAGCCAUAGAUUCCCCACGUGUUGGCCAGGAGAGACUAGCCACUGAGCUGAAGGUACAAGCAGAGGUCCUCCAGCAUCUCUCUCGUGAGAUGGUGGUCACCUAUGAGACAGAACCAGGCAGUUUACACCCCAGUUUGGUCAAUGUAUUUUGUGCUAAGCACUACAAGCCUGCCAGGGACCUGAGGCAGUGUAACAAAGCCUGUGAGAGCAUGGGUUUUCAAGGCCAGGAGAAUGGCCACAGCAUAGGCGGCAUCCAUGAGUGGUGUGUUAACUCCCUUCAGGAGGAAUGCCAGAGCCUCUCCCAGGCAAUGGCCAGCCUCCAAAAGGAGAACCAGACCCUGAGGCAGGAGGUGUCCCAAUACAUCACUGAGCUCUCUCAGCAGGAGGAGCAGCGCGAGCUGCUGGAGGAGCGUCGCCGGGCGGAGGCGGACGAGCUGAAAGCCCUGUGUGAGCUGGAGAUCUCCGAGGCAGAGCAGAGGACGACCGACAACGAGCUGAGCCUGAUGGACAAGAUGGCGGACUGCCAGCACAAGCUGGAGGUGCUCCUCCUGGACAUUGAGGGAAUGGAGGACCGCCACGAGGGGCAUGUGCGCAAGCUGGAGGCCCGCUUCCAGAGGAGGGUCGCUGAGCUGCAGCGGGCCCACCGGGAGGAAGUGGAACAGCUGCAGGGCCGUGUGCAGACCCUCCACACGGUGCAGGGCGCCCCAGACAGCCUGCAGGCCAGGCACCCCGAAGACUUGUCCCUCCCUGAGCUGGCCCCGCCCCCCCAUGACCGGGCCCUGCCACCCAGUGGCCAGACCGUGCCUGCUGAGGGGCAGGCUGGGGAAACUGGUGCAUUGGAGCUGAACUCCAUGGCAAUGCUGAGGCAGAGGAUCCAGGAGCUGGAGACGCAGGUGAACUCCAUGCAGGACCAGCUGGGGAACAGGAGCCCAGGGGGAGACGUGUCCAGCCUGAAGGAGAACUACCAGAAAGACCUGGAGAACUUAAAGUCUACCUGCGAGCGAGGCUUCACCGCGAUGGAGGAGAUGCACCAGAAGCUGAUUGAGGAGAUCCAGCGGCAGCACCAGAGGGAGGUGUCCCACCUCCUGGAGGAGCGUGAGAGGCUGCUGGCCGAGGAGACGGCAGCCACUAUAUCCGCGAUUGAAGCCUUGAAGAACGCCCACCGGGAGGAGCUGGAAAAAUCCCAGCGCUCCGAGCUGAGCCGGGGGAACGCCGACAUCCAGGAACUAAGGGAGCAGUACAGGGAGGAGGUGGAGUCUGUUCAGCGGGAGCUGGGGGUUCUGUCGGAGCAGUACUCCCACAAGUGCCUGGAGAACGCAGACCUGACCCGUGGUCUGGAGGCUGAGAAGCAGGCUCUGUCCCAGUGCCAGCGCGAGAACCAGGAGCUCAGCAUUCACAUCCAGGAGCUGAAUAACCGCCUGACAGUGGAGAUCACCCGCAUGCGCUCCUGUCUCAGUGGGGAGGGGUCCCCAGCCCUCCAAACACAGGGCAAGGACCUGUACGAGCUGGAGGUCUUACUGCGGGUGAAGGACUCAGAAAUCCAGUACCUCAAACAGGAAAUCCACUCUCUGAAAGAUGAGCUGCAGGCUGUGCUGAGGGAUAAGAAGUAUGCCGCAAAAAAGUAUGCAGACGCUUUCACAGAGCUGAGCAUCGUUCGGGCCAAGGCGGGCUGUGACAUCAGCAAGCUGAAGGAGCAGCUGAGGACAGUCACGGGGGCCCUGGGAGAGCGGGCAGCUGAGGCCCCGCCCACUGUGCUAGCGUACGACAUACUGAAAUCUAAAAGCAGUCCAGACUUUCUGCCGAAGGAGCCCUCGGUCCUGAGAGCAGUCAGGUCAAAGUGUGACGUCGAACAGGUCUCUUGGAGCGGCUGACUGGCCCCAGGGUAUGGGGAGAGCCUGAAGGAGGACCUGGAGGAGGAGGAGGAGGAGCGCGGCAGGCUGUUUGACUCCUGGAGAACAUGAGCACCUCCUCGUCUCCUCAGCGUGACGUGCUGCCAGUGACUCAGGAGAAAAACGUAUAUCAUUUAUACCUCACGCUUUUUCUGAAAAACUUCCGUAAACGACGCACUCUCGUUUCUUGACUCGAAGGCGAGAUUGGGAGUUCCUAAAUUCUACUUCUAGCUCCUAGAAGGAACAUUUAAGAUGGCGGACCUCCAGGUCAUGAGCAAGGAAAAGAAUAAAAGAAGAGAGAAAUGAGCUGUUGGAACGAGGCCACCGACGCGCGUCUAGGAGAAGCAACCGAAGAGCCCUGUAUGGGGGCAGGCCUGCACUGAUGUGCUGGACCACUCGUCUCUUCUAGUCAUGAAAGUGACUCAAAUUCUCCAUUCCCUUCCCCACUGGCCGCUCCCUGCUCCCUGUCCUCACCCGUCUUUGGGGUCUGCUGUUCCUCCCGAGCUCCAGAGCCUGUGGCACCGCAGAGGCCCAAAGGCAGUUUGUGCAUUCACGUUGACCUCGUCAUCUGCAGAAAAGACAAGUGCCCUGACGUCUUCUCCUUUCACAUUUUAAGCGUACGUUUUCUUUUUAUAUGACCGUUUCAACGGAUGAGGGAAGACUGCUGACGUGUGGCGUGUAGAGCAGGUUUCCAGUUAAACCCCAUCAUUCCCCCGGCGGUACAUCUUUGUGUUUCAUGGACGAAUGUGCACAGGUUUCUGUAUUUUGGCUGCGUACUGGUGAAGAUUUAUUUUUGCCUUUGACUUUGCCUUUGUCACGAUGGUCACUUUCAUAUUUUUUGGUUCUUUGCCUCUACAGUCCUUGAUUAACCUAUGCUGGGUUGCACCCUUACAAACAUGAGGGAAUGGCGUCUGUCAAGGAUACAAAGCAGCAGCAGAUAUGCUAAAACAUAUUUGAAUUAUAAACUCUUGAGAUCUGUUGCAGUUUAAGUACAGCAAAACAAAACUAUUGCUGGUGUAUUGUUGUAAUAUAAAUUAUCCGAUUUGAUCCUUUUUCUUUCACCAAAAUGUAAAUAUUUAGAAAAAGUAAAUGUGUAAAAAGGCUUUUGUGUUUAAAGCUUCGGUUUAAUUGUAACUGUUAGUUGUAACUGAAUUCAGUCCAACGGACGAAUACACUUCAACGCAUUCUUCCAUUCGGCAGCAUUGAUAAGGGUGUUUUGGCAUUCCCCUUUUUGAGAUGAACACUGACGUUACUUAUCUUCCUGAUUGACACAGGUUGCCAAACGUGGUAUUUAGGGAAUACACGCUGAUCUAAAAGUACAUAUUAAGGCAGUUAAUACUCAUCUGAAGAAAUGGCUAGUAGGGUAGUACCUCAUAGUUAUUACCAACUGCCCCGUCGGGAGCUACGCCAUCAAAAUUGUGCCCCUCUCACAUAUGACGUCAUGCUGUGCACUUCAGGUUUUCUUCAAGUGCUUCCUUCUGUGUCAGUUAAAAAGAGGUUUGAGUGGCAGUGCCAUUCCUCGCCAGGCUGACCACUUCUCACCGGAGUCUGUUACUCUGUACUUCCAGACUAUAUUGUCUCUUCCUAAUCGGGGAGGGGAAAAAAAAACACUAAGUUAAAUAUUAAGUUAGAUCUUGCAUCAAAAUGCACUGUUCAGUAUUCUGAGCAUACCUUGUACAUAUUUGUUUGCCAUAAUUUAUUUGUGAUUUUAUUUUUUAUUCUUCAGUUUAAAGCUGUGUCCUGCUCACUUGCACUAUACAUAUGAAUAUACUGUGGUUUGAAUGUAAAACUUUAUGAAUAAAUGUAGCUUUUUUUGAACCUAAA
Molecule: messenger RNA, 9214 nt
Organism: Conger conger (European conger)
Lineage: Eukaryota; Metazoa; Chordata; Actinopteri; Anguilliformes; Congridae
Exons: 26
Coding region: 686-7372 (2228 amino acids)
Biological process (GO): actin filament organization
Cellular component (GO): actin cytoskeleton
Molecular function (GO): actin filament binding
Source: RefSeq, a predicted model, not a curated record